AUGUCGACUUGGGCGCAAAGCGAUCGCACCGCCGCCGCUAAAAAUUCUGUGACUGCUGCAGCUAGAACGGCUGCUGCUGCUACAAACGCUGUGGCCGCUGCAGCUAAAACGGCUGCUGCUGCUACAAAUGCUGUAGUUGCUUUAGCUGAAACGGCUGAUGUUGCUACAAAUGCUGUGGCUGCUGCAGCUAGAACGGCUGCUGCUGCUACAAAUGCUGUAGUUGCUUUAGCUGAAACGGCUGCCGUCGCUACAGAUGCUGUGGCUGCUGCAGCUAAACCGGCUGCCGAUGCUACAUAUGCUGCAGUUGCUUUAGCUACAACAGCUGAUGUUGCUACAAAUGCUGUGGCUGCUGCAGCUAAAACGGCUGAUGUUGCAACAAGUGCUGUGGCUGCUGCAAUAAAACGGCUGCCGUCGCUACAGAUGCUGUGGCUGCUGCAGAUAAAACGGCUGCCGUCGCUACAUAUGGUUUUGCUGCUGCAGUAA
Molecule: messenger RNA, 483 nt
Organism: Hyalella azteca
Lineage: Eukaryota; Metazoa; Arthropoda; Malacostraca; Amphipoda; Hyalellidae
Product: antifreeze protein Maxi-like
Exons: 1
Coding region: 1-483 (160 amino acids)
Source: RefSeq, a predicted model, not a curated record